AUGGCGAUGCGACUGAUGAGCUUUCCCGUGGAGGGCAGCUUGAGGACGAUCCGGCACAGGCAGAGCAAAGACGUCGAAGACGCCUCAGCGAUCCCAUCCGCAAUGCCGGCCAUGUCCAAGAUCGCUGCUGCUGCUGCAGGAGCAGCCGCCGUCACUGCGGCCUCAGCCUUCGUGGCACCGAGCGCCUCCCCGGCGCGAGCUCAGGCAUCCUCCCUGCGUGGAGCGGAGCGCGCGCGCUCGGGCGCCGCCGGCAGCUCCCUGCCUUUCGGCCUGGGCGCAGUUGGCCUUGCCGCGGCCGUUUUGGCGCGCCCUGGCUCCAAGACAGCCAAGAGCACCGGGCCUACGAUCCUCAGCGCAUACGAUGCCUCCAAUGAGAUCGGAGCCUGCGACCCCCUGUUGUUCUGGGACCCGGUCGGCUACUGCCAGGAUGGCUGCACCAAGGAGGACUUCGACCGUCGUCGUGCUGUGGAGCUGAAGCAUGGCCGUCUCUGUAUGGUCGCCACCAUCGGCAUGGUGUGGCCAGACAUCUUUGGCAAGUUCGAUGGCUACUUGUCCCCAUCGCAGAAUCUGAAGUUUGCCGAUGUGCCCUCGGGAAUCGCAGCCGUGACGAAGGUUCCUCUGGAGGGUUGGUUGCAGAUUCUCUUGGUGGCCGGCCUCAUCGAGACCCAGCUGCUGAAGGAUCAGUCCUUCGGAGGAUUCGGCUAUGCCAAGUACGGUGCUGAGCCUGGCAACUUCGGCACUGGCUACUGGGGCAGGAAGAUCCAGGACCCUGCCGAGCGAAAGCUCAAGCUGACCACCGAGCUGAACAACGGCAGGCUUGCGAUGAUUGCCAUGUCCGGCAUGCUGAUCCAGAACGGCCUCACUGGCCAGUCCCCAAUUGAGCAGCUCACCGCAGGCCACAUCUCGCCCUUCAACGAUGGCCAGGGCUUCUUCGCCUUCGACCCUUCCGCGGAGCUUGGUGCCUGCCCUCCGCUGGGCUACUGGGAUCCCUUCGGCAUGAUGGCUUUCCAGGAUGAGGAGAAGUUCCGCCGCAACCGUGAGCUGGAGUUGAAGCAUGGCAGGAUCUGCAUGGUCGCUACGAUCGGUAUGAUUGUCCCCGACCUCUUCGGCCGCUUCGGUGGCUAUCUCUCGCCCAGCAUGGACCUGAAGUUCUCUGAUAUCCCUUGCACCAUCGAGGCCAUCUACAAGGUCCCCACCUUUGGCUGGUUGCAGGUCUUUGCUCUGGCAGGUGCCAUUGAGGCCAAGAACCAGGCCUUCCCGGAGAACUAUGGCUACCCCCCCUUCUGGGGCCGCAUCAACACCCUCGAGCCCGAGGAGAAGCAGAAGAAGCUGCUGGCCGAGAUCAACAACGGCAGGCUGGCCAUGGUUGCUAUGGCGGCCAUCGUGGCACAGAACGGCGCCACGGGCCAGUCUUUGGUCGAGCAGUUCACCACCGGCAACCUGAACCCCUUCGUGGGCGGCUACGCGCAGAACGAGACAGCAGGGGACAAAAUGCAGCUGCGUGCCGAGUUCGGCUCGGGCGCCGGCAAGUCCACGGCCCUCCCUUGGGAUCCCAUCCCCGAGGGCCUCAGCAACGACAUCUUCAACAACACCUACGUGGGCGAUGUGGGCUUCGACCCUGCAGGCCUGGUGGGACCG
Symbiodinium necroappetens is the source of this 1638-nucleotide messenger RNA. The record is from the annotation of a GenBank genome assembly. NCBI's taxonomy places the organism in Eukaryota, Dinophyceae, Suessiales, Symbiodiniaceae.